Molecule: messenger RNA, 944 nt
Organism: Papaver somniferum (opium poppy)
Lineage: Eukaryota; Viridiplantae; Streptophyta; Magnoliopsida; Ranunculales; Papaveraceae
Product: hypersensitive-induced response protein 1-like
Exons: 5
Coding region: 122-595 (157 amino acids)
Source: RefSeq, a predicted model, not a curated record
UUCUAUAUAACCCCAGUUUGUGGGUCUUCCAGGCUUUGUAUAAAAACUCAUUUUAGUUCAAUUUCCUUCUUCCACAACUCCUUUGUUUUAAAGCUGAAGAAGAACUACUAAACAACAAAGAAUGGGUAAUCUAUUGGGCUGUGUACAAGUGAACCAAUCGACCGUUGCUAUUGAGGAAAGAUUCGGUAAGUUUGAGGAAGUUCUUUACCCUGGAUGGCAUUGCAUACCAUGGUGUCUUGGUAGUCAGAUAGCUGGUCAUCUCAGCCUCAGGGUUCAGCAGCUGGAUGUGAGAUGCAAGACCAAGACAAAGGAUAAUGUAUUUGUGAAUGUUGUUGCAUCUAUACAAUAUCGAGCUUUAGCAGAGAAGGCACCUGAUGCAUUCUAUAAACUGAGCAAUACAACGGGCCAAAUCCAAGCAUAUAUUGUUGAUGUUAUCAGAGCUAGUGUUCCGAAGCUCAUUCUGGACGAUGUUUUCGAGCAAAAGAAAAUUAUUGCUAGAGCAGUUGAAGAAGAACUUGACAGGGCUAUGUCUGCUUAUGGACAUGAGAUUAUUCAAACUCUCAUUGUUGCUAUAGAACCAGAUGUGAACAUGUAGCGGGCAAUGAAUGAAAUCAAUGCUGCUAAGAAGGUUCUAUGAAUUCUCAGAAACAGCGCAAUAGUGAUCUGGUCACAUUCUCAUCAAACUGAAGCAACCAAAGGGAUACCCUCUUUUUUAGUAUUUAAAUAAAUGCACUGUGUGUGAAUAUAUUCGUGUUUCGUCUCAUCAACACUUUGCUUAUCGUUUCCUUCAGAUGCGCAAUCUAUUCUAUAUGUUUGUGUUUGCAUUUUGGGAUUAAUUGUGUGACUGAAAGUACUGAUUCAAGUAACAUGGAUUGGUUUAUUAGAGGUUAAUUUAAUUGUCUAUCCCGUGUUAUUACUACACCCUGUUGAAUCCUCGUCUUAUA